UCCCUCUCGGCCUCUUCCUCUCCUCGGACCCUUCGUUCCCCCUCCACCUCUCUCUCUCCAUCUCCUGCGAGGAGCUUGCGACGGCCAUGGCGGCGGCGGCGGGGAGGAGGGAGGUGCUGAUGCUCGAGGCGCCCCCGGACCCGUCCCGCGCCGGGUGGUCCACCGCGGCGGCGGGGGCCGACGUGGUCGACGCGCUCCCCUACGUCGACGACGACUACGGCGACCCCAGAGUGAAGGCCGAGGUCGACCGCCUCGUCGAGGAGGAGAUGCGCCGAGGCCCCAAGAAGCCCGCCGAUUUCCUCAAGGAGCUCCCCCCCAUGCCCACCGCCAACUUCGACGACCAUCCUAUGCUUGCAAGAGAGUAUGAACGUGUGAGGGCUGGCAAGCCUCCUGCAACUUUAGAGAUGUCUCGUUAUGGAUUAGAACCUCCUCCAGUGAACAAACGUAAUGAUGUUGCUGCUUGGAGGCAGGCUGUUCGAAAUGCUCAGAGCCUCUUGCAGCAUCAAACAAUACGGAUUGAAAAUCUGGAGCUUAUGCUGAAGCAUGGUGUUGAUGUCUGGAAACAUCAGAACAAGCAAAUGGAAUCCUUCUUGUCUAGAAUGCAGAAGAUGGCUAUGGAAUACAAUGAAAAGAUAGAAGCAGUGAACCGUGAAAGGAAGUUCCAUCAGCAAAACACAGGUAUGCAACUGGAAGCCCUUACAGCACAAUGGAGGGAGCUAUGCCAGAAGAACAUAGCAAUCCAAGCUGCGUGCUCUGAUCUUCAGAAUCAUAUCAAUCAGCUCAAGCUCGAAGCAAAAGAAAGUGGUCUUAAUUUAGAUGCCAAUAACGAAAACCAAUCUUCACUGUCCUCGGUGAGUUAAGGAAGCAUGAGCAGAUUGGUUCCUUAGUUCAUGAACAACUUGUUGCCGUGAGGACCGAGGACCUAGUCGGAACAUAGAAUUCAACUGCUAGAUAUUGGUCCAAUUUCCAAGUUGUUUGGAUUUAAGGGGGUGGAUGCUAGAUUAAGAAAUGAGUGAAGUUGUUGCUGAAUUAUUCUGCUCUAGUGAUCUGGGAGAGGGAGUUGUCUUUCCCAUAAUGAUUUUGCUUGCAACAUCAUUUAUUAAGGUCAAUGUUUAUUGUUGCCACAACUUGGGUAGAAAACUAAUUGUUGCACCAGUAACAGCAUUCACGCAUUGCCCCUUUUUUUUUCUGCCUUUUUGCAGUUCUUUAAUUAAUGCUUGGCCUUACAAAUGAAAUUAGCCCGUUCUAACUUGAAUACUUUUA
This is a messenger RNA of Ananas comosus (pineapple), 1263 nucleotides long. Its product is annotated as pre-mRNA-splicing factor SPF27 homolog. Bases 87 to 860 code for a protein of 257 amino acids. Gene Ontology annotation, biological process: mRNA processing. Gene Ontology annotation, cellular component: precatalytic spliceosome; catalytic step 2 spliceosome; Prp19 complex. The record is from RefSeq and is a predicted model, not a curated record. Lineage: Eukaryota; Viridiplantae; Streptophyta; Magnoliopsida; Poales; Bromeliaceae. The transcript is spliced from 7 exons.